AUGGCUUCGUCAUCAGUGGCUAUGAACCUUAACCCUAAUAUGAAUCCUCUGAAAGAAAACUGGGUGGAUGCAUUUUCCGGCCAAUUUUCCUUCUCCGUGGGGAAAGCAGUGACCAUGAAAAGAAAGAGAAAACCCACUUCCGUUAAUGGGAGAUUGGCGGUUUCUUCAGUGGUAAACGCACCAGAAGCUGUUUCAGCCAAGAUGGUGUCCAGACCAAGCUCAACGUUAAGCCGUGUUUGGAGGGAAAUUCAGGGUUCCAACAACUGGGAAGAUUUGCUCGAGCCCCUGGACCCUCUUCUCCGGCAGGAGAUCAUCCGGUACGGCGAGUUUGUCGCCGCCUGUUACAAGGCCUUUGACCUCGACCCGGCCUCAAAGCGAUACUUGAACUGCAAGUAUGGCAAGAAGAACAUGCUGAGAGAAGUUGGCUUGGUAAAUUCAGGUUAUGAAGUUACCAAGUACAUCUACGCAACCCCUGAUAUCAAUAUCAGCAUUCCCAAUAUCCAGAAUGGCUCUUGCUGCGGCCGCUGGAUAGGAUACGCCGCGGUUGCUUCGGAUGAAGAGGCUAGGAGGCUCGGUCGGAGAGAUAUCCUCAUCACAUUCCGGGGAACAGUCACCAACCCGGAAUGGAUCGCCAACUUCAUGAGCUCCCUGACCCCGGCCCGACUCGACCCUCACAACCCUCGUCCGGAAGUGAAGGUGGAGGCUGGGUUUCUCAGCCUUUACACAUCGGACGAGGGCAACAAAUUCGGCCUCGGAAGCUGCCGCGAGCAGCUUCUUUACGAGGUUUCCCGCUUGUUGAACAAGUACAAAAACGAGGAAAUAAGCAUAACCUUAGCCGGGCACAGCAUGGGGAGUUCACUGGCUCUACUACUAGCUUAUGAUAUUGCAGAGCUUGGAUUGAAUAGGGUUGAUUCAAGGCAAGAAAUCCCAGUUACGGUGUUCUCAUUUGCAGGCCCGAGAGUGGGAAAUUGGGGCUUCAAACACCGCUGCGAGGAACUGGGCGUCAAAGUUCUUAGAAUUGCCAACGUUAAUGACCCCAUUACGAAGCUCCCCGGCGUGGUGUUCAAUGAGAAUUUUAGGGUUUUUGGGGACUCCUGCUAUGCUCAUGUGGGCGUGGAGUUAGCCCUAGAUUUUUUCAAGAUGAAAAACCCGUCCUGUGUACAUGAUCUGGAAACCUAUAUUAGCUUGCUAAGAUGCCCGGGUAAUGAUCGAACACCAAGAAUCGAAAGCAGAGAAGGUCUGGACUUUGUCAGUAAAGCGAAGGAGCUGCUCCUGGUUGCCCAGAACUUCAACACCUUGCCAUGGAUAAGUUAUGCUUGCACCAUAUGGUUAGCAUGA
Molecule: messenger RNA, 1338 nt
Organism: Diospyros lotus (date-plum)
Lineage: Eukaryota; Viridiplantae; Streptophyta; Magnoliopsida; Ericales; Ebenaceae
Product: galactolipase DONGLE, chloroplastic
Exons: 2
Coding region: 1-1338 (445 amino acids)
Biological process (GO): lipid metabolic process
Cellular component (GO): chloroplast
Molecular function (GO): glycerophospholipid phospholipase A1 activity
Source: RefSeq, a predicted model, not a curated record